Neoarius graeffei (lesser salmon catfish) is the source of this 4155-nucleotide messenger RNA. It is a transcript of the gene thrap3b, whose product is annotated as thyroid hormone receptor associated protein 3b. Bases 1 to 3057 code for a protein of 1018 amino acids. The record is from RefSeq and is a predicted model, not a curated record. Gene Ontology annotation, biological process: positive regulation of transcription by RNA polymerase II. The transcript is spliced from 12 exons. Gene Ontology annotation, cellular component: mediator complex. NCBI's taxonomy places the organism in Eukaryota, Metazoa, Chordata, Actinopteri, Siluriformes, Ariidae. Gene Ontology annotation, molecular function: transcription coregulator activity; DNA binding.
AUGAAUUGGGAAGUCUUCUGCUUCAGGGUGUUCCCCUACUACAGACCUGGCAACCCUAUCAGGCGCCAUUUUGAGCACGUGUGGUUUCGGGGCUGCGAGGUGAAACAGUCGCUUUUACUGUGCGGAGUGGAGGGGAACAAACGGGCUGCUGGCGAGCACUGUAAUGUUUGUAGUCGCAGACCGGAAGUGGAGUUUGUAGAGAAACAGAUAAACCGCAGAGAGAGAGAGCGCGCGCGCGUGUGUGUGUAUGCGCGUCUGCGCCUGUGCAGCGACAACAGCGAAGUGAGUGCGCGCGCGAGGGAGACCCCGAGAUACAGGUUUGAAGAAGACGCAAUUCCCAAAAUGUCCAAGGCACUGAAUUCUCCUUCUCACUCUCGGUCCCGAUCGAGGUCUCGGUCCCGCUCGAGGUCGUAUUCGCGGUCCCGCUCCAGCAGCCGCUCGCGCUCGAGGUCCAGGAAGCAUCGCUACAGCUCCAGAUCUCGCUCCCGUUCCCAUAGUCGUGACAGAAACUACCCAUCGAGAGAUUUUCAGAGCAACCGGGGGUACUCUCGUGGAUUCCGUGGCUACCGGAGACCCUUCUAUUACAACCGUGGCCGGGGUCGCGGUUACUAUCCACGUGGCUACCACAGAGGAGGAGGGGGUGGUGGCGGCUCUUACGGUUAUCGCUCCAACAACUGGCAUGGAGGCCACCGUGACCAGCAGCAAUCCCACGAUCACCACAGCCCCAAAAGGGGGCGCUCUCGCUCCCGCACGCCACGCAAACGCUCGAGGAGCCGCAGCCGCUCCCAUUACUCUGGCAAAUCCUCUUCUCGAUCGCGUCACUCGAGCUCAUCUUCGCGAUCCCCGUCUCCGCGACGCCGUACCUCCGGAAAGGCUCCCUCUAAGGAGUCAAAGAGUAAGAGCUCACCAAACGAAGGGAAAGGCAAUAGCAAAGAACCAGAACCCAAACCCUCUGCGUCCAUUCCCGAGGAGCCGCUGAGCAAAUGGGAGAGCCUGAGCGACUACACCACCAGUCCGAAAGCAUCGAAUCCCGAGCCAACGGUUCCACUCGGGACUCAACCUGAGGUUAAAGUGUCCCUUUCUGAAGCUACAGGUAAUGGUGCCUCUGUUUGGAGAAGCAUUAGUGGUCCUGAAACCAAGAGCCCUCCAAAGCAAGCAGCAGCAUCAACUGGUUUUGGCUUCUUCUCCAAGGAAGACAUGAAGGCAGGAGAGAAAGCAGCCAUUUCCACAGCGUUCAAAAAGUUUCUGGCAGAGAAGAAAAAACCCUCAUCCGACUGGGAUGACAAUCAGGGCGAAGACCCGAGUCCCGGCGAGGCCGAAAAGGAGAAGAGUAACCGCAAACAAAAAGGCGUUUUCGAACUGGAUCCGGUUUAUGUCGAGUCAAAGACGAAUAAAGGACUUCCGUUUCUGGACGAGGACGAAGACGAGUAUUCGAAGAGCGUGAAGGAGCGAAAAACCGAGGAGGAACCCAAGUACAAGGCCAAACUCACUCUGUCUGCGAGGGAGCUGUUUGAAGAGCGUUUUGGGAAGUGGGACGAUGACUACGCGCCCAACAAAGAUUCGAUGCAACAGGAGGAAGAAAUGGAGGAGGAAGAGCGUGUGAUCGAAGAGCUUUACCGGAGCCGCAAGCAGGCAGCGCGCAAAGAAGAGAAGGCCGCCAAGAAGAAGGAGAAGAAGAAGAACCGUGUGAGUCCAGCAUCCCCUUCGCCGACCAGAAGCGCAGAACGGAGCAAGCCCCUGUUCCCUUCAGCCAAGGAGGCGUCGCCUCCUGCCAGAUCCUCCAAGAAGAAAGAGCCGGAAUUUAAUUUUAGUCUGAAAGCGUUUAACGAUGACGCGGAGAGCUCGUCUGGUGCUUUAGCCAAAGAAAGACGUUUGUCUCAGGAUCUAAUGUACCCUGUAAAGAAAGAGCAUGAGGAGUUCCGCUCCAUUUUCCAGCACAUUCAGGCGGCUCAGCUGCGCCGCAGCCCGUCAGAGCUGUUUGCUCAACACAUAGUCACCAUUGUCCAUCACAUCAAAGCUCAGCACUUUCGCUCAUCCGGGAUGUCUCUGAACGAGCGAUUCGGCAUGUACCAAAGAAAAGCCGCACAGAUGGAAAUGAUGAGGCAAAGAAAGAGUCCUGAGAUCCACAGGAGAAUUGAUGUGUCCCCCAGUGCUUUUAAGAAGCACGCUCGUCUGUUUGAGGAUAUGGACGAGAGCGACUACAAGGAUUAUGGUAAAAAAUACGAAGGAGAGUCAGUGGACCUGCGUUUGGAUAUUGAGCGACGUAAAAAAUACCCCAAACGUGAGGGGGGCAAAGGCUCAGCCGGGUCACGCACCCCCAGCCGAGAACUCUCUCCUGAUAAAUCCUCCAAGCACAAGAAGUCCAAGAAAAGCAAGAAGAAGCGCGAGCGUUCUCCUUCCUCCUCGUCCUCCUCUUCAUCUCCUUCGCCCCACACAUAUCGAUCCAGAGACUACCACGGCGAGGAGAUGGAGCACAUGGAGAAAGGGGGCUUCGAUAAGUCCCGCCUGGGCCCCCGAGAGUACCCCCGGGACUAUGACGGGGGCCACAUGGAGAGAGGAGGCUAUGAGAGAGGAAGAGGAGGGUAUGAGCGCGGAGGAUUCGACCGGACGGGAUACGAUAGAGGACGCGGGGGAUACGACAGGGGAUUUCCGAGAAUGAGAGGUCGAGGAUGGAACAGGGGAAAUUACCCCAACAACAAUAACAACGGAAACCCCACUAAUAUGGGCGGGCCAGCGCGCCCCCCGGAGGAGGAAUGGGACCCUGAGUAUACCCCAAAGAGCAGGAAGUACUACCAGCACGACGACCGUGACCGCGACCGCGAGGGAGAGAUGAAGUGGGUGGACGGGCGCGGCCGUGGGCGGGGCAUGUACCCGCGCAGCAGAGGCUCCUUCGCCGUACGCAGAGGCACCGGAGCAAGUGGGAGCAGCGGCAGCCCCAAGUGGACCCACGACAUGUUCCAGGGAGCCACAGAGGAGGGAGAGCUGCCCGACGACGGAGCUGAGCACGGCCUCAAAGACGACGAAAAGGCGCCCGAGGGCUCCGCCUCGAAACCCUAGACCACACCCACUCACUUUUGUGUUUGUGUUUUUUUUUCUUAUGAGUUAAUUCCUCACUGCAGUCCCCAAACACAGGUGUGUUGUUCAGAUGGAGUGUACAGCGCCGUUCUGCUGAGCCUCUCGCUUUAUUAACUGUCUCACCUUUAGAACAAAACGCUCUGUUGACUUUAGAUUGAAUUAUUAUUAAUUUUUUUUUUUUUUUAAACGCAUAGUAGCUCCAGUGCACUUGAGUCUAACUGGAAUUAAUCCGUGUGUGUACGUGAUUUAUAUAUAUUUUUUUCCCCUUCAUUUUUUUGUUUUAUAACGUGCAAUGGAGAUGCACACUUGUGCCUUCACUUGUGAGACGGGAACUGCAGUGAAGUGGUUAUAGGGUGUGUGUUUGUUUUUUGCGCUAACUGUUUGUUUAUUCUUUCUUUUCUUUCGUCUUGUCCUCCUCCUCCUCCUACAUGGGUGUGUUGUGUUAUACAGGUCUCGGACUUGAUUUUAACCCGUCUCGUCCAUCCUGUCGACAUUUAAAUUAAUCACAGAGUCGUUUCCCCUCUGAAACGGUUCCACUGUGUAUUUUUAAUAAUCAGUGAUUAAUAAGUCAAGAGAGUUAAAAGCGUACUGGGAUUAUUUUCAGUCGUACCCUGAAUUGUGUGUCGUGUCUUUUUUUUUUUUUUAAACAAUUGUAUUCACUUUUGCUUUGUAAAUGAUUUGUAGCGGCUUAGAUUGUGGGUAUUUUUUUCCUUUCUUUUUUUUUUUAAACGUGUGUAAUAUGAUCCCAAAUGGUUUUAGUCCGAAAAAAAUUCUCAGCAGAAGGGUUUUGUGGGAAAAUAAGUCUUUGUAUGCAAAAACACACACAUCAGUGAUUUUAGACAGUCGGUGAACGAAUCCACUUUAGCUGCUACACCGUUCGUAGGUCCGAGACUAACGAGCCGCGAUGAUCUCCGUAGGUCCGUGAUUGAAAGUCGACUCCGCGCUCAGCUCUGCUUUGUAGAAUCUUUUCAUUUGCAGUGACGCAUUAUAAAUCCCUUUUUGUUACGUUUAUACUGUUCAGGCAAUGCUCUCGUUUCUGUCUUUCCUCAUUACCGUUUCAAUAAAAGCCCCUUCUUCCUC